AUGAAGACUUGCUAUUACGAACUUUUGGGAGUCGAAUCGCAUGCUUCUGAUCUUGAAUUGAAAAAAGCGUAUCGUAAAAAAGCUUUACAAUAUCACCCAGAUAAAAACCCGGAUAAUGUUGAAGAGGCCACAGAAAAUUUUGCUAUUAUUCGAGCUGCUUAUGAAGUGCUGUCUGACUCUCAGGAAAGGGCAUGGUACGAUUCACACAAGGAACAAAUUUUAAAUGAUACUCCACCGGAUGCUGAUGGAUACUGCGAUUAUGAAGUGGACGCUGCUGUCACAGGUGUCACUGCUGAUGAGUUGCUUUUGUUCUUCAAUUCUGCCCUAUAUACAAAGGUGGACAACUCGGCUGCAGGGAUCUAUCAAAUUGCAGGAAAGAUAUUUGCUAAAUUAGCCAAAGAUGAAGUAUUGAAUGGUAAACGUCUGGGAAGAUUCAACGAGUAUCAAGACGAUGUCUUUGAGCAAGAUGUAAAUAACACUGGGUAUUUAAAGGCGUGUGAUAAGUACAUGAAUAAAACCGAUAUGCUUCUAUAUCCUUUAUUCGGGUAUUCAUCUACAAACUAUGAAUACUUAAAGAACUUUUAUAAAAUUUGGUCGACCUUCAAUACAUUGAAAAGCUUCAGUUGGAAAGACGAAUACAUGUAUUCCAAAAGUUAUGACAGAAGAACUAAGAGGGAAGUUAAUAGAAGAAACGAGAAAGCAAGACAACAGGCCCGAAAUGAGUACAAUAAAACAGUCAAAAGGUUUGUCGUUUUUAUCAAGAAGCUUGACAAAAGAAUGAAAGAAGGCGCAAAAUUUGCAGAAGAACAACGUAAACUAAAAGAACAACAGAGGAAAAAUGAAUUAAAGAAUUCGAGGAAUAAAGAGAAAUCUAGUAGUCUGAACGACAACGAAUGUAAAGCCAGUUUCAAUCUACAGAGUUGGCAAACUGUAAAAGAAGAAAACUGGGAUGAACUGGAAAAAGUCUAUGAUAAUUUUGGGGAAUUUGAAAACUCUAAGGAUGAUAAAGAAGAUGAGGUAUUGAUCUACGAGUGUUUUAUCUGUAAUAAAACAUUCAAGUCUGAAAAACAAUUGAAAAAUCACACGAACACUAAAUUGCACAAGAAAAAUAUGGCCGAGAUUCGAAAAGAAAUGAAAGAGGAAAACAUAACCCUUGGGCUAGACAAUCUUUCGGAUCUUGAAAAUUUUGAUUCAGCGGAUGAGGUUGUUGAAGAGAAAGAUAACAUUGAUUUGGAAGCAUUACAAGCUGAACUUGCUGAGAUUGAGAGAAAACUAGCAGAAAGUUCAUCUGAAGAUGAAACCGAGGACGAUAGUGUAAAAGUGGAAAUGGAAAUAGAGGUGGAAGACGUCAGUUCUGAUGAAGAUGUGCAAGUACGCACGAAAGGUAAUAAUAAGAAGAAGAAGAAGAAGAAGAAAAACAAGAAGAAAGACAAUGCAGAGACAGAAAUUGACGAAACAGAUUCAUCUGACGACGAUAUGGAUAAAAGAGGCGACGAAUUGAACGAUCUUCUAGCGUCGUUGAAUGGCAACGGCUUCCAAAGCGACGACGAUGAAGAUUGGUCUACAAAAGCGAAGAAGAAAAAGGGUAAACCACCAAAAAAAAACUCCAAAUCUGCGCGAAGCACCCCAUCUCUAACUACUCCAUUACCUUCAGCAUCUCCAUUUGCCGUGAUCGAAAAAUGCGGUACCUGUGGAGAAUCAUUUGAUAGUCGAAACAAGCUAUUUACGCAUGUGAAGAUAGCGGGGCAUGCCUCGGUGAAAAGCCAGGCAAAGAGUAGGAAAGUCAAGGUAAACAAGAAAUAG
Molecule: messenger RNA, 1803 nt
Organism: Saccharomyces eubayanus
Lineage: Eukaryota; Fungi; Ascomycota; Saccharomycetes; Saccharomycetales; Saccharomycetaceae
Gene: JJJ1
Product: Jjj1p
Exons: 1
Coding region: 1-1803 (600 amino acids)
Cellular component (GO): cytoplasm
Source: RefSeq, a predicted model, not a curated record